CAAAAAACAUUUUCUUUCAGUCAUAUUAUUUCAUCGUGUCAUGUAGUGUAAUCAUCAAAAAAGAACUAAAUUCGUCGUUAUAUAACUUCCCAGUUAUAUAAUAUAACUAUUAAAUUGACCGUUAAUUGGAUUGUACAAAAUGCUCUUCAAGACGAUAUCAUUGUUCCGGUCCCAAUGCCAACAAAUGCAUAUUCGCAUACCGAGCCAAAAAGAAUAUGCAGGCAAAGAGUUGAUGCAUCCUCGAAUCACAGCCCCAUUGAAAUGUGGAACCAAAAUAGAUGACUUGAAAAAUGAUUUGCGAGUAAUCAUGGGCCUCGGAAGAGGAGCCAAAUCAAGUGUUUUUCAAGACAGAGAAAACCUCAACGCAUACAUGGUAAAAAGUACCGCAGACCUUCCUCCACGAACUGUUCAGGACAGUUUUCUCUCUGGCGUGAUUCCUUUAAGCUCCGACGAAAAGUUACAAGAUAAAUAUUUGUCCGUUGCUGGAGAUAUUCGUUAUGGCCGUCUUAUUGAAGAUAUUGACAUGUUCGCCGUUAUGAUCCUGCAAAAGUAUAUUUUGAAUCCGAAAAUUCCAAUUUGACCCGUCCCCUACACGGUGGUAACCAUCUUGGUAGAUUCACUAAUAUUCAAUUUCCUUGCAAAACCAACUGUGGAUAUCCGUAUUUCCGGUCACAUCGCAAAUGCUGGUCGCUCCAGUGCCGAGGUGGUUGUAUGGGUAGACCAACAAUUCGGCGACCAUUGGAAAAACAUCACGAAGGCCAAGCUAAUCAUGGCAGUACGUGAUGCUAACAACAAAUCAGCAGCUCGCAUCAAUCCUUUAAACCCACACUCACCCGCGGAGAGUAAUCUUAUUGAAAACGCAAAACGUUACCGGAGUCGUUUACAAAACCGGACGUUAUCCAGUGUGACAAGUGAAGUACCAUCUACUAAAGAACACACACUCCUCCGGGAAUUAGCUCUUAAGACCUGUGGUGGUUCCCUUUCAUGCGAGGAGCGCCUCCCAAUAGGGAACAAAUGGAUCGGGUCCACCCUCAGGACCAACAACAUAGUCACCUUUCCAGAGUACAAAAACAUUCACAACUCUAUAUUUGCCGGUUAUAUCUUACGCCACGCCAUAGAACUAGCCUUUUCAACGUGUUACUUAUUCUGUAACCAGCGGGCCAAACUCCGGGGCCUUACUGAAGUGAAAUUGUACAGGUCCAUUCCGGCGGGAUCAAUUCUCAAAAUGAUUGCACAAGUGGCCUUUACACGGGACCGCUAUAUUCAGGUAGCAAUGCAUUCAGAAGUUCAAAAUGAUCGUGAUGGUUUACAGCAAGCGACCAAUACGUUCCUCGCCACAUUUGAGGUACAGCAUCCUGUUCAGGAGGUGUACCCGAAGAGCUAUCGCGAAUCCAUGUUGUAUCUGGACGCGUCGAGGAAUCUCGACCGGGUUAUGAAGUCCAUUCAUGAACCCUUCCAUCAUAUUGAUUACAACAUGACUCCAAGAUCACUAAAAUGACAUACCAGAUAAAUAAAAACUUAAAACGCA
This is a messenger RNA of Dalotia coriaria, 1528 nucleotides long. Its product is annotated as acyl-coenzyme A thioesterase 9, mitochondrial-like. Lineage: Eukaryota; Metazoa; Arthropoda; Insecta; Coleoptera; Staphylinidae. Gene Ontology annotation, cellular component: mitochondrion. The record is from RefSeq and is a predicted model, not a curated record. Gene Ontology annotation, molecular function: fatty acyl-CoA hydrolase activity. Gene Ontology annotation, biological process: acyl-CoA metabolic process.